AUGUCAGGUGAAAAAGGUUUCCUGUCACCGCCAAGUCCAUCAGGCACGGCCCCACCUCCAUACAGAUUUCAUCAAGUACCCCAAACGCCUUCCACAUCUAGACCCAGUUCCAGGCCAGGCUCACCGCCUCACGGCGGAUCAGUACCAAUGCCAGGCCCAUCAAGCGGGUCGGGCGAUAAGGGAGGGUUUUCGCUGGACCUGGGCAGAUCGGGGCAAGGCAAGGGUGGAAUCUUGUUUCCUCUUAUGGUCCUCAAGAGCAUAUUUGGCUUGCUGUUGAGGAGAUGGAAGACAGUCAUCUUUGUGGUCGCCUUUGGCACUCUCGCUGCUUUUGGAAUGUUCGGAGCUAUGUGGACAGAAUGGCGAGAGAUGACAUACUACAGGUGAGUGGUCAAGGCGUGCUCAAUCUAGCCUGUUCGUCUUGCAAGGUUGUCGGGGCCAGAGCAAGAGAUUCGCGCCUCGCAUCCGUGCAGCGAGGCCGAAUGCUGCGCUGGGAAGGCCGUGACCUGAACGCAGUGCGCCGCCACGUUUCGAGGGACACGAGGUUGUUCGGAUAUCGCGACACUGAGCGCUGUGCUGAUCGCUCCUUCCAAUCUUGCUUGCAGAGUUGAUCCCUAUCCUCAAUUCUCACCUGCUCAUCCACACCCGGGAGGCGCACAUGAGGAGAUCGCGUCUGGCCACCAGAGCCGGCCCAUUCAGCCAAUCUCCCUGUCCACCUGCCCAGGACCCAAGGCUGGCAUGCCCAUUCCCCGCGCCCCUCUCAAGUACUACAAGACCCCCGAGACACAUCCCAUUCCCUUGGUUGGUGACUACAAGCUUGUCAACUUGGACAACAGCAAGUGCCUGACCUACAGGGAUAGGUAUUCCAUGUACACCGACGACGCUCUUGGCAUCACAUAUCGCCAAGACCUGGAUGAGGAGAUGGAGGAGACCAAGAGGAAAAAAGCCGCUCUGUACGACGAUGAUCCCGACAACUUGAAGCCAACUGCAAGUACUGCGAGCAAUGGCGCUGCUAUCACAGGAGGUCAAGGAGCCUUUGGAGGUCAGGGAAAGAGCGGAAAUUCGAGCAGGCAGAGGAGGCCUGCCAACAAGUCUUCGUCCUCCGGAUCAUCGACGACCACGGCUAGUCAUGCCAAGGCAACCAAAAUCGCGCCCUUCAACAAUACGGAUCCGCUGUAUGGUCCUCAGAAGCCGGCAAACUGGCACGAGGGUGAUUGGGAAAGAUAUUUGCGUGACCGGACGUGGAGGGCGAACUUGCGAUCCGAAGAGUUGGGCCCAAUCUCUUUCCCAGACUGGCGCGCUCUCAUGGACGCCUGCUUCGAGAAACGUGAACGCGAGCGUGGACGAGCGGCUGGAGUGGACCCCUACGAUCCGACCUCGCAGCCCCUUGCAGACGUCAUCGCGCAAGAGAUGAUGGACGAAGACAUUCCCGCCAAGUUCAAGACUACACCAGAGACUAAGCGAACAGCGCUUGUCAUGCGUGCUUAUGAGGGCUACGUGUGGCGCGAGGACGAUAUCCUCAAUAUGAGAGCUCUGAUUGGCGAGCUUUCUCUGAACAACCCCAACACACCUUACGACAUCAGAAUUUUGGUCGAGGUGCAUGGCCGCCACCUAUCCGUCUUUACGUCGGAGUGGGACCGCUUGAAUGUGCUGAGGUCGAGCGUUCCACGCGAAUUCUGGGGUAUGGUGGAGCUAUGGACGGAGGACGAGAUGUGUGCUCUGUACCCAGGACUGCCUGGGAAGUUCCUCAACCACAUGAUUGCGCAGAGGUGAGUGGGACGAAGUGACGCAUGUUGGUCCGGACGCUGACGCGUACACUACUCUGCCCCCCUUGCAGCUCAUACCGCAGCUGCUUGAUGGCGCUCCAGAAGUUCUAUCUCGACCACCAAGAGUACGACUUUGUUUGGAAUUGGGAGAUGGAUGUCAGAUAUAUUGGCAACUACCUGGACUACUUUGAAGGUAUCGAAGAGUACUCCCGAAAGGAACCUCUGCACGUGGGCAUGGACAAGUAUGAUAGCUGGUUCGUGCGCAACGUCAGCGUUAGCGAGGAGAACUGGCGGGACAAUGCCACGUUGAUCGAUGGAAGAGGCGAUGAGGCGGAUCUCAUCACUCUUGGUCCCGUCUUUGAUCCCCGUGGAAGCGGUUGGUUCUGGGAGUACGAUGUGCAAAAUUAUCCGAAGGGAGAGGCAACUCACCGCCGCGCAUCGAUCGGCACAAAUAUGCGCAUGUCCAGGUCACUGUUGGAUGCUAUGAACGUGGUUAAUGCGGAAGCGAAAAAGUCACUGCAUUGCGAAGCGUGGCCGACGACGCUCGUCUUGCAUUCGCAAUUACCAAUUUCGCACGAUCACUCCUUCUACCCCGAGGCUGGAUUCACACACAAUCUGCCCCUGCCUUUCAAGGGUGUCUUUGCACCUCACCCCGUCUACUUCCGACACUACUGGGAUCCCGAAGUGCUGCACUCAAGAAUCAACAGACCCGACUUUUACAAGAAGGCAAACGAGAAAAUUAUGCGAGAUUCGGCAUUCUACUACGAUGGUGCACAUGCCAAAGAGAGUGAGUGAAGAGAGGCCCAUUUGCCGGUGCGAAGUUACUUGCGGGAUGGCUGACGAGCUCAAUGUCGAUUCAUAGUCUACGUCGGUUGGAAGGCGAAGGAAUCAGUUUGCAGAGCUCCAGUCCUUUUGCACCCCAUCAAGCGCAGUGAGUAGUAAAAAGUCAAAUUCUUACCUGAUCACUUGCUCACACGUCUUUAUUUUCCCUUUUUUCCGUAGUCAACUGA
Molecule: messenger RNA, 2773 nt
Organism: Ceraceosorus bombacis
Lineage: Eukaryota; Fungi; Basidiomycota; Exobasidiomycetes; Ceraceosorales; Ceraceosoraceae
Source: the annotation of a GenBank genome assembly